UCGACUGUCGCUCAUCGCUGGCGGCAUCGAACGGUCACACUGCUCGCAAAAAUCCAAAAAAUCCAAACCAAACGAACGAUCCAAUUGUCAACUGGGUUUAAGUGCUGUUAAAAGGCGAAGUUGUGAUAGAAAGCAGUAGCGCAGCUAGUGCAGUUUUCCCCCCGCUCAGCGAUCGCCUAAAUGGUCACCAUGGAGAACAGCGACGAGAUCCUGCAGAUCCUGGAGCGCUUCACGCGGCUCAAGCAAAAGGAGAUACCCAAGGAGCUGGAGGACUACCUGCAGUAUGUGGCCAAGACCGGGGACACCAUCUUCAAGUGGUCCAGCCUCAAGUAUCUGUUCCGCGAGAAGCUACUCAGCGUGAUCAAGCACUUCAACGAGGACUCGCCGCGUCUGGAGGAGAUCCCCAACUACCCGAAUGUUGAUCCCUUCAACUACGAGACCAUGAAGUCCUCGCUGCUCGAGCGCCUGGACCUCUUCAAUGCAGCUCCUUUCACCGUGCAGCGCUUGUGCGAGCUGCUGAUCGAUCCCCGCAAGCAGUACUCGCGCAUCGACAAGUUUAUGCGCGCCCUGGAGAAGAACAUUCUGGUGGUCAGCACCAUUGAUCCGGGACGCAAGCGCACCGAAAGCGAGAACGGCGACUCCCUGGACUCGGUGGUCAACGGCGACCUCUCGCUGGAGGUCAACAUCGACAUUGAGAUGGAGAACGAGGCGCUGUUCAACAACGGCAACGCCGAGGAGGGUUCGGCGCCCAGCUCCGGUUCGGCGGGUGGUGCCCAGAAGGUCAGCUGCCCGCGAUCGGAGGACAACGACAUGCCCAAGGCCAAGAAGGCUAAGCUGGAGAUCGAGGGCGAUGGCGAGGAGCGCUCGGAGGCCGCCGAUGAAGUGCCCGCCGAGCCGGAGGCCGAAGGGGCCGUCGUGGCCUCCAAGGCCAAGAAGGACAAGGAGGAGAAGAGCGACAACGAUGAGACUGAUUCCCCACAAGAGGCUGCCGAGAUCGAGGAGCCCGACGAGGAGGUGGAGGAGGCCAAGCAGGCUGUGAACGGCAGCAAGAAGGAGAGCGAGCAGGAGGAGAGUUCCCCGGCCUCUGCCGACGAGGACGAGGAGGACCCGAUGCUGAGCAAAUCCCCAGAGGCCGAAAAGGAACCAGUAGCCGUUGCUAAGGAGAAGGAGGAGGAGGGCAAGAAGGAAACGGUGGAGCCAAAGGAGGAGAUCGCCAAGAAGCAAGAGGAUGAGAAGACCGACAAGUCGGAGGAAAAGGUGGAGAAGCUGGACAAGAAGCAGGCUGCUGAAAAGGCUGAGACCGAAAAGGAGGAGCCUGCUGCCAAGGCAAAGGCAGAAAAGGAGCAGAAGGAGGAGGAGAAGCAGGAGGAGAAACCCGCUCCAGUUGCAGCGGAGAAGCAGGACGAGAAGGAAGCUGCCGAGACUGAGCCCGCAGCAGCAGCAGAAAAGCCCGCUGACGAGGAAGCAGCUCCCGCUGCCGAAUCGAAACCGAAGACCAAGUCUGAGGCCAAGCCAGAGGCCGAGACCAAGGAGAGCCAACCCGAAAAGACUGAAACCGAGCCGGCCAAGGAGCCGUUGCCGGAGGAAAAGAAUGAGGCUGCCGCCGAGCCAGCAGCAGCAGAAGCAGAGGCAGAGGCAGAGGAGAAGAAAGAGGACGAGACUACUGCCGCUGAGGCAGUCACCAAGGAACCGGUCGAGGAGUCGCAGGAUGGGGAAGCCUCCAGCCCUGUGGUCGAAGAACUGGCCGCCGCCACAACACCACAAUCUCCGCUGGGCGCCGCCGACUCGGCUGCCGAGACGCCGCCCGCCGAUGCGGCCGAUGAUUCGCAGGCUUCGCCUUUGGCAGCCGUCACUCCGCCGACUUUGGCCCUCAACGACCAGCCCAUGGAGGACACUCCGGCCGAGGAGGAGCCGCGCGUCGAGGAGGUGGUCAUGGCCGAAAGCGGCCCGGCCGCCGAAAUGGCCACCGAGGAGACGGCCGCCAAGGACGAACCGGCCGCCAUGGAGGUCGACGACACCAGCCAGGAGGUGAUGGACCAGUAAAGCGGGCCCAUUGCAGCGCCGAAUACAACUACAUUCAACUACUACUCCAUAUAACUAGAAUUUUAAGACAAAAGCGCCCCAUUCCGCGAGUAAUGCGCUGCCUCUCUGAGGAGAAGAAGUAGAAGAAGGGCGGCAGCUCCCCAUUUUUGUAGCCGUAAGACGCGGCCGAGACAAGCUCAAGCUCUAGACUCUGUUGCCUGUUCCGUGUUCCCCCGUAUCCCGUUCCCCAUUAUCUGUGACCCUUUUUGUUGGCCGCCCCCUCUAGUUUUGUAUUUAUAUUUUAUAGACCAAUCCCUGACGAACGACAAGUCCGCCUCUGUUUCCCGUUUCCCUUUUACCCUCUCCCCGUGUGUGCGUGUUUUUUUUUCAUAAUCUCUAGUAGUAGACACUGUCUCUGGCGCGAGCUUCGGCCAGAUGUGAGCGAUUAAACCAGCGGUCGGCAGCCUCUUAUUAAUGGGCUCCGCCGGAAAACGAAUAUUCAUUGUAUUGUGUGCCGACCGUUGGCUUAAACACACAAUAAACACUAUCCAUACAAAUA
Messenger RNA from Drosophila takahashii, 2581 nucleotides. It is a transcript of the gene PPP4R2r, whose product is annotated as Protein phosphatase 4 regulatory subunit 2-related protein. The record is from RefSeq and is a predicted model, not a curated record. Gene Ontology annotation, molecular function: protein phosphatase regulator activity. Gene Ontology annotation, cellular component: protein phosphatase 4 complex; nucleus; cytoplasm. NCBI's taxonomy places the organism in Eukaryota, Metazoa, Arthropoda, Insecta, Diptera, Drosophilidae.